CAGAUUUCCAGUAACAGAUGCUUUAUUAUCCAUACCUAGCGACAGCUACUCAAGCGGCUUUACCCCAGCGACCAAUACGCACCUGACCUUUCGUUCCUUGCAACCUUUUCCCACCGAUGCAUGUCUAAUGCGUUUGAGCUGCUCCGAAAUAUAGCCUGAUAUAGUCGCUCUAGCUCAGAUCGCGGCCCUGAGGGGGCCCGAGAUGCUCGUCAUGCGCGCCAGCAGCGGUCUCGUCGCGGGCUCUUUCAGUGGCACAUGCGCGCGCAGCCACAGCGGGCAUGGCUAUUGCAAUUCGUCAUCAGCCCGUCUCCAGGCGCCGCAACCAGCGUGCGCGCUGAGAAGACUGUUCGGUCGUUCUGACUCCGACCCCAGCUCGCCGCGCGCUGCCGCCGCUACUUCUGUCCCAGCACACAACAGCAGCAGCUCCUCCCCACUGCGCGUCUCGACGGCGGCAGUGCUUGGCGGUAGCAGCAGCUCCCGCCUCGGGCGAUCAGUUGUGCAGGUGGCGGCGGGUAGGGGCAGCAGCGGCGGCAGGGCUGGCGGGGGCAGCGCCAGCGGCGGCGGCAGGGGCAGCGGGCGUGACCCCGCGGAUGACAUGAGCGUGUGUCAGAAUCUGGAGGACCUGCAAACCUUUAUUACACGGCGGCUGCCAGUGUGGGAGGGGAAAGGAGAUGUGAUCACCAUGUGCGCAGCUUUCAACAAGUGCGGCAAGCUGGAGUCGCGCGCUGGAGCAAACCAGACGGUUGUAGCACGCAGCAGCAUCAUUGCCGCGCUUGCGCCAGCCUACCUGCCGCUUGUGCCGCGCAUGCGCAUGGCUGUUGAUUGUAGCCUUCCGCUGUGGGCGCUGGGGAAAGCCGGGGUCAGCGGGGACACGGAGGCUCAGCUUGCAGCAGCGCUGCUGGAGCGGCUGGUGGUACCAGAGGUUAUGGGCACUGCGAAGCCCCAGGAGCUUUCAAAUGUCAUGUACGCACUCGGCAAGCUUAAGCAAGACCAGCAACAGCGGGGCUCGGGCUGGGACCCCACCUCAUCGCCGCACUUGCAGACCUUGGCAUCAGCUGUGGCCUCUCGUUUGGGAGCGGCGGUGGGCCAUGGCUUCAAGCCGCAGGAGCUUUCCAAUAUUCUGUGGGCGUGCGCAAAGCUGGGUUAUGCGGACCCAGGACUCCUGCUGCCGCUGGCAGAGGCAGCGGCGACGCUCAGUGUCAGCAUGAAGGUACAAGAGCUGGCCAACAGCCUGUGGGCGAUGGAGGCUCUGGGCUGCUCUGGACUUGAGUACCGAUCAGCCGUUGAGGCGCUGUGCGGGGAGGUGCUGCAGCGGCUCCGGAUACCGGAGCUCGCUGCAGCAUUUACCCCGCAACACCUGUCCAACAUCCUGCUGGCGCUGGAGGGGCUGCAGUUGGGCGGCAAGCAGGCAGAGCUGGUGGCGGCGGUGGCCGCAGAGGACGUGCGGCGGGGGUUUGACGGGUACGUGGCUCAGGACCUCAGCAACUCGGCGUGGGCCCUUGCCAAGAUGGGGUUUGGGGUGGGCCCGGAGGCGCCGGUGGAGCAACGUCAAUGGGUGUCGGCAGCGGUGGACGCAGCAAUGCGGCCGGGAGUUAUGGCCCGUGCGACGCCUCAGGCCUGGGCCAACCUGCUGUACGCGCUUUCGAUGAUACGCCACCAGCCGUCGCCGGCGCUGCUCGACGCAGGCGCCGCGGCUGCGAUGCACCGAGGCAAUGCACAAGACUGUGCAAACACGCUUUGGGCGCUGGCGGUGCUGCAGCUGCGGCACGCCGGCUUGGAGGCGGCGGUGGUCGGCCGGCUGGGCGAGCUGCUGCAGCGCGGCGGGGAGGCGCUAACCGAACAGGGCAUUUCGAACAGCCUGUGGGCCAUGGCGGCGUUCGGGAACACGUGCUCCCCUGGCAUGCAGCAGCUAGCAGUCCAGCUGGCGCGCAACGCAGCAGGCCGGCGGUGGAAGGGGUUUACCGACGAUGGCCUUCGACAGUUGUGGCAGGCGCAGCAGGAGCUAGGCGGCGAGGUGGCGGCGGCCCUGGGCAGCAGCCCCGGCCUGCAGGCGGCGAUGGAUAAGUCAGUGGAGACGUACAGGCAAGAUACCAAACGCCUGUCUGAAACCCAUAAGCAGCUCCUCGCAGCGCUGCGGCGGCUUGAGGGCCUUGCGACAGCAGGAGGCCUAGCCGUUCAGUCCGUGCAAACAGGCGUUGUCGCGCCAGGAGUGUUGACGCCAGUGGAUGUGUUGGUGGGGCUGAGUGACGGACGGCAGGUGGCGGUGGAAUGGGUAACAGUGGUACGUUUCCUCUCCAACCGAAAGCAAGAUCCCAGCGCGGUUAACGGCAGUACGGUUCUGCGUCAUCGGCAGCUGCGGCGGGCGUUUGGGGAGGGCGGCGUACUACUGGUGCCGUACUGGGAGUGGGACGGGCUGCAGACUGCCGAGGAGCAGGAGGCCUACCUGCUGCGCCGGCUGCAGCAGCCGGCGGUGGCGGUGGAAACAGUGACAGCGGGUGUUGUGGGCGGCGCUGCGGCUGUCAUUACGGCCGCGCCACACCAGCCCGCAACCACCACCACCACCACCACCAAGGGCGGCGGCGGCUCUGGAAGCAACCCACAACAGCAGCUGCUGGUGCGGCCGGCACGGCGGCCAGAGGGAGGCGGCGGCGGUUGAGGCGGGUCGGGACGAGGAGGACGGUAGUAAUAAUAAUAAUAUCUACGCAGGGCACAGGUGCCCGCGUGUCUUAAGGAGGAGUGAGACAAGCUCACCCCACCAUCGAGGAGGACGGUAGCUGAGGGCGGUGGCUCGGCAACCGGGGCCGGGCUGAGAGCCUGAACGGCGCUAGCAGGGCGUGGGGCUGAGGGUGCACGUGUCGAUUGGCGGCGAGUGACGUGACUAGUUUGUUAGCUGCGGGUUAGCACGGACUGUGCACCCCACCCAACCGGCCAUGUCCGGAUUUGCGGGGAUGCCAAAGGCCCCCAACAUAGAGGCGUGUGCUUAGUAGGCGCCCGCGUCAAGGUGGCCCCGGGAUCAGCCCUUUUCCUGCCAUAAGGCAGCCACCUCCUUGUUUGUUCAGGUUUUUGCCUUGGUUUGCCUGUGCGGAAUGCGUUGAUUUAUGAGCCAUUCAUUGGCUUGGAUGCCGCGUGUUUGGUCGCCUGGGCCCAUGGCGCUUGUGUGGUUGUGAGUCGGCACAAGAAUCCCGCACAGAUAUCACCAGCCGCCGGUAAUGAGCUGUUUCUAUGUACGAAGAUUGCAUUGGUUUCCAUUGUACGAAGGCAGUGUACGCAGGAGUACCUACCCAGGAUGGGGGGGGGGGGGCUUGCUGACGACCUGAUGUGUGCAACAUGCGUUACAACAUUUGAAGCUGGUGGUGCCGGGUGCGCGUGGUGCUUUGUGUGACGCGUCGUGGACGCGGCCAGUGGCGCCGAGUGACGUUCAGGGCGUUUGGAUAGGCGCGAACGAUUGUGCGUUGCCUGCGUGUGUCGCGAACCGUCAAGCCAGGGCUUGCAUCGCAUCUUCGGGGAGCGGCAAGAAACGGGCCCCGAUGCAGGCCCUUAGGCGAGAAAGAUUGGGUGUUUCC
Molecule: messenger RNA, 3563 nt
Organism: Chlamydomonas reinhardtii
Lineage: Eukaryota; Viridiplantae; Chlorophyta; Chlorophyceae; Chlamydomonadales; Chlamydomonadaceae
Exons: 2
Coding region: 203-2656 (817 amino acids)
Biological process (GO): mitochondrial RNA processing; chloroplast rRNA processing; regulation of mitochondrial mRNA stability
Cellular component (GO): ribonucleoprotein granule; mitochondrial matrix
Molecular function (GO): RNA binding
Source: RefSeq, a predicted model, not a curated record